Messenger RNA from Aptenodytes forsteri (emperor penguin), 1579 nucleotides. It is a transcript of the gene CBFA2T3, whose product is annotated as CBFA2/RUNX1 translocation partner 3. Gene Ontology annotation, molecular function: transcription corepressor activity. Gene Ontology annotation, biological process: DNA-templated transcription; negative regulation of DNA-templated transcription. NCBI's taxonomy places the organism in Eukaryota, Metazoa, Chordata, Aves, Sphenisciformes, Spheniscidae. Bases 23 to 1579 code for a protein of 518 amino acids. Gene Ontology annotation, cellular component: nucleus. The record is from RefSeq and is a predicted model, not a curated record. The transcript has 11 exons.
CGUGGAGACGCGGGCCGCCACCAUGCCCGACUCGCCGACCGACGUGAAGACGCAGUCCAGGUCCACGCCGCCCAGCAUGCCUCCGCCGCCGCCAGCCAUCACGCAGGGAGCCACGCGCCACCCCUCCUUCACGCCAAACACCAAUCGUGACGCUGGCCCUCCGACGUUUCUGCCUCGCGGCCGUUUUCAUGGUUGCUUGAAAUGGUCGAUGGUCUGUCUUUUGAUGAACGGGAGCAGCCACUCGCCGACCGCCAUCAAUGGGGCCCCGUCCACCCCCAACGGGUUCAGCAACGGGCCGGCCACCUCCUCCACCGCCUCCCUCUCCACCCACCAGCUCCCGCCGGCCUGCGGCGCCCGCCAGCUCUCCAAGCUCAAGCGCUUCCUCACCACGCUGCAGCAGUUCGGCAAUGACAUCUCCCCCGAGAUCGGGGAGCGGGUGCGCACCCUCGUCCUGGGGCUCGUGAACUCCACGCUCACCAUCGAGGAGUUUCACGCCAAGCUCCAGGAGGCCACCAACUUCCCGCUGCGACCCUUCGUCAUCCCCUUCCUCAAGGCCAACCUGCCGCUGCUGCAGCGGGAGCUGCUGCACUGCGCCCGCAUGGCCAAGCAGACCCCGGCCCAGUACCUGGCCCAGCACGAGCAGCUGCUGUUGGACGCCAACGCCUCCUCUCCCAUCGACUCCUCCGAGCUGCUCCUGGAGGUGGGCGAAGGGGGGGGCGCCGGGAGGGGGGGGCCACCCAGGACCAAAGAGAACGGUUUGGACCGAGACCCUCUGCACCCCGAGCACCUCAGCAAGCGGCCGUGCACCAUGAGCCCGGCGCAGCGCUACAGCCCCCGCCACGGGCUGAGCCACCCGCCCAAUGGGCUGGGGCACCCCCCCGCCGCCCCCCCCCUGCCCCAGCACUACCGCCUGGAGGACAUGGCCAUGCUGCUGAACUGCAUCAUGGACAUGGUGGAGAAGACGCGCCGGUCGCUGACGGUGCUGCGGCGGUGCCAGGAGGCCGACCGUGAGGAGCUCAACCACUGGAUCCGGCGCUACAGUGAUGCCGAGGACAUGAAGAAAGGCAGCCCCCCCUCCGCCCGCCCCCACAACAGCUCCUCUGCCUCCGAGGCACCCCAGUUAGACGCUCACCGGGAGUUCGCGCCGCGGCCCCUCUCCGGGUACAUGCCGGAGGAGAUCUGGAGGAAGGCUGAAGAAGCUGUGAACGAGGUGAAGCGUCAGGCCAUGUCCGAGCUGCAGAAGGCCGUGUCGGACGCCGAGCGGAAAGCCCACGAGCUGAUCACGACAGAGCGAGCCAAGAUGGAGCGAGCCCUGGCCGAGGCCAAGCGCCAGGCUUCGGAGGACGCCCUGACCGUCAUCAAUCAGCAGGAGGACUCGAGCGAGAGCUGCUGGAACUGCGGGCGCAAAGCAAGCGAGACCUGCAGCGGCUGCAACACCGCCCGCUACUGCGGCUCCUUCUGCCAGCACCGGCGGCAGCACUCUCCAGGGCCUGCCGGCCCCCACCGCCCCCGCCGCCGGCGUGGGGCUGCCGCCGGGCCCGAACCAGCCCGACGGGUGUACUGUAUGUUUGACCUGUGA